UACGUGAUCGGCGAAUUUAUAGUGACGUGCUUUUUUUUUGCAUGAUUAUAAAAUUCAAUUUUUCUCGCACCGUUACAAUGAUAACAUGUUGAAAUGAAACAACUUACUUUAAAGUUUUGCAUAUCAAUACAGAAGAUGGGGAAAAUGAUUAUCACAGAUGCAACAAAGCCAAACGUCGUGGACCUCAGUAUAGCUCAAAUAUUCAUCUGCUAUAUCAUGUAGAUAGCGAUAAAGUUACUGUUUAUAAAACUGAAGCUGCGUACAAUCAUCAUGAUGACAAAGUUCUUGGUAUUGAUGAAAAUGUUAAAAAGUGGAUAGAAGAAUUAUAUAAUAAUCCUAUAAUGAAGCCAAAGCAAAUUAUUCGAGCACGUCAAUCAAGAUAA
This is a messenger RNA of Didymodactylos carnosus, 383 nucleotides long. NCBI's taxonomy places the organism in Eukaryota, Metazoa, Rotifera, Eurotatoria, Philodinida, Philodinidae. The record is from the annotation of a GenBank genome assembly.